GCAGGACUACGAAUGGUUGAAGUCAGAGCGAUGUUAUAGAUGGCCGGGUGUUGUAUGAUACGUUGCCAGCUUAGGACUUUGUUGAAUGUGUUACAUUAUGCAACGUUAUAUGGACAGCGGCGCAAAGUUCUCCGGCAGGUACUAUGCACGCGUUUCCGUUCCAUUUCGACUGUUUGGGUCGUCCAAACACAGGAUGCGUGUUCCUGCGAAAUCAGUGCUAAAUGUUGGCGACAAACCGAAAGCUUCCGAGGUGUUAACGGCCUACCUAAAGCAGUGUAACGAGCCGCCAUGGACGUCUUAUUUCAUUAAGCACCGUGACGUAAUAAACGAUCAGUUUGGUAGGUCGCACUUCAACUGGACCCUCGAUACCGGCACUAACUACCAUAUCUUGCGGACUGGAUGCUUUCCCUACAUGAAGUACCACUGUACCAAGCGCCCCAUACAGGAUCUGAGACUCGACGACUACUUUUUCCGUUGCAUCAAAGUAGUAAAUCUGGGCAUACCGCUACUUUUUUACGGGCUGGCAGCUGUCUCUCUUAUCCGGCAUAUCGAGCAUGUCGAGAUGGGUAGCUACGGGCGGGUGCCGAUUUACUUUCUUUAUGAGGAAGACAAAGGUUCACAGUACUGAAUCUUAAUCUAUUCUCCAGUCAGAAAAAAGUAUGAAAUGUAAUAAUGGUGUAAAAUAUAUCAAAUAAUCUCGAAUAAGUAAUUUAUUAUAAAUACGACUCAGUCCGUCCUUCUAAGAUUUUAAAAAUACCAUAUUAAACCAUUUAAAACUAGUUCAUUUGUUUUAUUGCA
This is a messenger RNA of Anopheles bellator, 798 nucleotides long. RefSeq lists its product as uncharacterized. NCBI's taxonomy places the organism in Eukaryota, Metazoa, Arthropoda, Insecta, Diptera, Culicidae. The record is from RefSeq and is a predicted model, not a curated record. The transcript has 3 exons. Bases 86 to 628 code for a protein of 180 amino acids.